Messenger RNA from Phragmites australis (common reed), 1781 nucleotides. RefSeq lists its product as uncharacterized. Lineage: Eukaryota; Viridiplantae; Streptophyta; Magnoliopsida; Poales; Poaceae. Bases 163 to 957 code for a protein of 264 amino acids. Gene Ontology annotation, cellular component: NSL complex. The record is from RefSeq and is a predicted model, not a curated record. The transcript is spliced from 3 exons.
GCCCACCCGGGCCGAAUUCGCUUCCAGGCCCGUUCUCUUCUGAUCCUACUGUUCCUCUCCGGCUCUCUCCCGGCGCGGCGGCAACCUUCCGUUUCUGGUCCGCCGCCGCCUGCUUCAACCCUCUCCCCGAAACCCUAGCCGUGGAAUACCCCCACCCAUUCCAUGGACGAGCCGCCGCUGGAGCUCGCUGGCGCGGUGCGCGACGCGGAGCUCCGCCUCUCCGCGGCGCUGUCCCGCGAGGAGGUCCUCUGCCGGCGCCGGAGCCGCCUGGUGCAGCUCUGCUCCCUCUACCGCGCCCAGUACUGGGCGCUCGCCGACGAUCUCGCCGCAAGGCACUGCGAGUACUGGUGGGAGAACGGCGCCAGCCCCGUGCUCGACGAAGAGCCCGCGCCCGCGCCCGCCCUGCCUCCGCCUCCCCCUCCCCCUCUGCCGCUGCCGCUACCGCUGCAGGAGAAUGGGGCCGGUGUCGGGCCCCUGGAGAAUGGAUGUUAUGUUGGACAGCUGCAGAAUGGCGGGCACGGCGUUGGGUACUGUAGUGCCGUCUCCCCUGCAGCCGCUGCGGUCGGGAGAGCGGGGUGCGCGGCCGUGAAUUGCGACGCCAAGACGAUGCCCCUGUCGCCUUACUGCUUCAGUCACAUCCUCCUGGACUCCAAGCAGCAGCUCUACCAGCCCUGCGCCUUCGUCACUAAGAAAAGUGGUACGCCAAAUGGUGAAGCAACUUGUGGAAAACCUGUUCUGAGAGGCAUCACUCCUUUGCGAUGUGCUGACCAUGAUCCAAAAUCUCAGAAACUCAUCAUAGAAGCUUUGAAAAAUGCAGGAAUUGACCUGCCCUUGACAAGUAAGAGUGUUCCAAAAUUGAGUCUCUUGAUUUCUGAAACAGUCCGCGAAAUUCAGAUGAAAAGAAAGCUAUCCAUGAAAGGUGCAAUGACUGCAACUUCUGAUCAGUUAUUGAAAUGAUUUGUUUGGACUAGCCUAUGAUCUCUUUGUACAUGAUGGCCCUACAGUGAUGGAGAUGUUCCAUUGUAAAUAUCAGGUGUCAAUGUGCACCUAAUCUUCAAAAGAAGAAAUAUUGAACCGUAAGACUAUUGGAUGUUAUGUUAUAGUGCAGAAAAUCCUGCAGAGAAGAAUGCUGUGCAGAUUUAGAAAAAAAUGGCUGCCUGUAAGCUACCCUCUUCAAUCCUUGAAAGGAAGAAAUCAAAUUUUGGACUUCGAGCUUUCAACAGGCACAUGAGGAAUGUCAAAUAAAGUUCAAGGAAUUGGAGGGUUGCAUUCAGUCUUGGAUGAUCAGUCAGGCUACCGUGAUGAGUUGAAGAAGACUUGUUACAGUUUCCUUCUCUUUAGUCUUCACCCUUUUGGGGGAAUGUUCAGCCUGGAAGUUUGUUUAUCUAUAUGUUGUAGUUGCUCAGUAUUAGACCGGUAUUAACUUAUGUUCAAUCUUGCUUGUGUUUUACACCAGAAAUGUUCGUACAUAUGGUCUUAAAUUGUUGUUAUUAUGGUUUCAGGGUAUAGUAAUUUAUAUUUGGGGUUGGACCUGAGCAUUGGGAGCUAGCGGUCAUUUGGGGGUUAAUCUUGCUUGCAAACCCUGAACCCAAGGUUGAUUGGAUUCGGGUUACUAGCGAUGUCUAUUCUUGAGUCGUGGUAGAAUUGUUUUGUUAGGUUAGUGCGUAACUCAUUGUCCAGUUGCAACGUGUAUAUUGACAAACUGAUGUCUUGAUGGAAGGUUACUAUACCAUGGACAAUUUUGGACGUGGUGCAUCAUGUUGCACAAAUGAUUUACUGCU